Myodes glareolus (Bank vole) is the source of this 1269-nucleotide messenger RNA. The record is from RefSeq and is a predicted model, not a curated record. NCBI's taxonomy places the organism in Eukaryota, Metazoa, Chordata, Mammalia, Rodentia, Cricetidae.
GAGAGCAGUCUUCCCUUUGAAGAGUGCUUCUUCUCCACCUCCCCAGAAAUGAAAGAGCAGGGGUAUGUUUGCAAACACCCUGAAAGCUCUUUCCAUCAGACCUGAACGCCGGAAGCCACAAAGGGCAGUCAAGUUUGGAUUUUCAAGGAGAAAGCCAGAGUAAACUUUCUCUCCGCCGGCCAGCCGAUCUGCAAUUGCCUGGGAAGGGCCCUGCUCAAUUCCUGGCUCCCCGAGAGCCACACUGGCUGACCUAGGAGUGAAUUACAGCAAUUGGGCAGCUUUGAAAGAUUAAUCUGCUCGGGGGUGCGAUCGUCCAUUCAGGAUGGGGACCCUUUGUUAACUUUUGAAUUAAGAUCGGAGGGGACACAAGCGUGGAUGAAGCGUGUCCUUUCUGCUCAGAAGUUUUAUAAAGACCCGCAGAGAGCAACGAGCUUCGGAAAUCAUGCGAAGUCUCCCCCAAGUGUGUUCAGGUACGUAGCUUCUGGACCUAGACACUUCUCCAAAGACAAACCGGGAAGUCUGGAUGGACCAGAGUCUGGGCCACGAAAGUUUCAAGUGUCGUUUUCCUGCUGAGACAGUCAUCUCUCAGGUGAUCUGCACGCUUUUCCGCGGAGGGAUGGAGAAACGCAAACCGGCGGGACUGCUGGUUUUGCCGUCUCCGCUGCGGACGCAGCUGGGCGCGCUGCCCCGGAGGGAGCCGGGCAGGACCUCCGCGCGCCAGGACGCCGAGGGUAGCGCGCGGAGACGGCCGUGCCCGUCCUUGCGCUGCGUGAACGAGGGCUACGCGCGCCUCCGCCAGCACCUGCCGCGCGAGCUGGCCGGCCAGCGGCUCAGCAAGGUGGAGACGCUGCGCGCCGCCAUCGGCUACAUCAAGCACCUGCAGGAGCUGCUGGAGCGCCACAGGCCGGACUGCAACAGCGACGGCGAGUCCAAAGCAUCCUCCGGAGCUUCGCCCUGCAGUGAGCCGGAGGAGCGCGGCUAGCAGCUCCCUCGCCCACCAGGUUUUUAUGGAACUGGGUUCUUCUGUGGUCCCAAAUCUUAAGAAAAAGAAUUAAGUGAAGUGGAGACGGGGGUAUGUUAAUGUUUGGAGGGUGUUUUCCUCCUUCACCUUCAUUGGUUCCUAACCUGCAACUUACGUGCUGGAGGAAAUCUGUUUCUUCUGAAGCACAGAAGGACCGUCCGAGAUCUGUGCGGUUAUUUUAAAAACACAAAAAGCUGUAACAAUGAAACCUUAGCCAGAGAAGAAACACACACACACACACACACACA